AUGGCAAUUGCACUCUGGUAUUGUCCCCCUCAGGGCUCAGAGGUCUAUGAAAAUUUGCAGCUGUUAAUCACUUCAUUGCAAUCGCUCUUCCCCAAUAGCCCAGUUUUUGAACCUCAUAUUACAAUAACCUCUGAUUUGAACUGUAACAGUGCAGAUGACGUUAACAAAAUUUUGACCUCAUGUGUAGCUGCCAUUAAAUCAAUUCCACCAUCACAACCACUAGUCAAAUUUCAACACUGUACAAUCGGUAAAUCCUACUUCCGCAAAGUUGUACUAGAGUGUGAACCAAACAGAUAUUUGUAUAGUAUUGCUCAGAUUAUGAGAGAACUCUACGUGGAAAUCGAUGAGGCAAGCAGAACUCAAAGAGCCGCCACCUGGGCAAGAGAUGAGUUUAAACCUCAUCUCUCUCUGUUGUAUUCUGAUGUUUAUCCUAUUUCACAAGCAUUUGCAAGGAUCAUUCAACAGAGAAUUGAAGAUGCCUUAAACGUCCAAUUGGUUAAAGACUUGCAAGAAAAGACUACGACCCAUCAGUUACAAUGGAAUUUUAGCAAUGAAGCUGAAACCACUCAAUGGAAUCGCCCUUGUACCUUUAAAGUGGUUCGUUGCGAAGGCCCGGUCUCCCACUGGAGGGUGCUGGGGGGCACAAGUAUAUAA
Molecule: messenger RNA, 654 nt
Organism: Zygosaccharomyces rouxii
Lineage: Eukaryota; Fungi; Ascomycota; Saccharomycetes; Saccharomycetales; Saccharomycetaceae
Gene: CPD1
Product: 2',3'-cyclic-nucleotide 3'-phosphodiesterase
Exons: 1
Coding region: 1-654 (217 amino acids)
Biological process (GO): cyclic nucleotide metabolic process
Molecular function (GO): 2',3'-cyclic-nucleotide 3'-phosphodiesterase activity
Source: RefSeq, a predicted model, not a curated record